This is a messenger RNA of Populus trichocarpa (black cottonwood), 1828 nucleotides long. RefSeq lists its product as uncharacterized. The transcript is spliced from 6 exons. The record is from RefSeq and is a predicted model, not a curated record. Lineage: Eukaryota; Viridiplantae; Streptophyta; Magnoliopsida; Malpighiales; Salicaceae. Gene Ontology annotation, molecular function: hydrolase activity. Bases 140 to 1126 code for a protein of 328 amino acids.
AAUCCUAAGAAAGUAACAGGCAAUAACAGCUUGUCUUACCUCAGAUUCGAUACGAGGUUCAGUUCGUAAUCCUAAAGUCCAACUGGGCCUCCGUCUCCGUCUCUGUCUCUGCCGAUUGAUAAGAAGAGGAGGAGGAGGCAUGGUGAUGGUGAUGAGGUCUAUCUCUUCUUGCCUGACCUUAUCUCAGACACCACCACCACCUCCCCGACCCCGUGCCUCUAAUAAUCUCUCCACACAAAAACAAUGCAAGAGAAACUCGAGGAAUUAUUGCAUUACGAGGCCCCAAAUACUGCCUCCUCCUCCUCUUUCUAGGGAUGCUUUAGGCUUCAGGGUCUUCGUGCUUUCUGAUUUACACACCGACUACCCAGAGAACAUGAAUUGGGUUAAGUCCUUAUCAACUAAGGCCUACAAAAAUGAUCUUCUUCUUCUUGCUGGCGAUGUCGCUGAGACUUACCACAACUUUUACUCCACCAUGUCCCUUCUCAAGGAUAGAUUUCAACAUGUCUUCUACGUUCCUGGGAAUCAUGAUCUUUGGUGUCGCUCCGAGCCUGAGGGCCACCCAUAUUAUCUUGAUUCUCUAGACAAGCUGAAUAAAUUGCUUGAUGCAUGUAGAGGACUUGGAGUUCAAACCAGACCAAUGGUGUUAUAUGGCCUCGGAAUCGUGCCUUUGUUUUCUUGGUACCAUGAGAGUUUUGAUAGAGAGAUGGACAUUGCUGGCAUACGAAUUCCUUCUUUGGAGAUGGUAUGCAAGGACUUUCAUGCAUGCAAAUGGCCAAGGGAAAUAUCAAACAGAUCAGCCUCUCUUGCCUCGUACUUUGAUGCAAUGAAUGAAGAAAAUGAGGAUGCAGUCAAGUUAAUAAAAAAUACAUGCACUCAAAUAAUUACAUUCUCUCACUUUCUUCCCAGAGUACAUCAUUUGUCACGCCCUGUUCUUAAACCCAGGCAAGAACUCUGUCCAGAGAAAAGGAUGCUAUUUUAUCCGAACCUUCCAAAAAUCAUUGGUUCUGAUUUUCUCGAGGUUCGCAUAAGGUCAAUACAUGGAAGUGAGGGGAAUGCUUCUGCAUGCCAUGUGUUUGGUCAUACACAUUUUUGCUGGGAUUCUGUGCUUGAUGGUAUAAGGCCUUAACAGCGUUAGGAAGAUGCAGCUAUUGAUGCUUGUAAAGAGCUGGUGUUGUCGUCAAGUUUAGCAAGGAUGGUUAAUUUCAGGAGUCAGGACUGCACGAGGAAAGACUCAUUUCCCAUACAUUAUUUUCAUGGAGCAUUGACUAGAUUGUGAGCUUGGCCCCCCGUGUGUAGUUUUCUUAUGGAACCUUCUUCAAAGGAAAAUGAUGUUAAAUUUCUUGAAACUGUUAAAGAAAAAAAAUCUGGUGGAACAUCAGCAUGCCGACGGCAGAAAUUGUGCCUGAAAAUGGGAAAGCUUGUCCCCCAUUUUCAGCUAUAAAUAGAAAGGUUUAGAGAGAGCAGAAAGAACAACAAACAUAGCAAACAUGUAGAAAGAGAGCUGCUUUAGGGGAAGCAGAAGGAGCUGCCAUAAUUGGAAGCAGCAGCUGCAGUUUUCCAGCAGAGAUUGUAGUUUUAUAGCAGCCUAUUGCCAUUGUAGAUUUCCGUGUUUGCUAUCCCUUCUGCUCUCUCUAAACCUUUCUAUUUAUAGCUGAAAAUUGUGGGGGGGGCAGACUUCCCGAUUUUCAGGCACAAUUUCUGCCAAUAAUCUGCCAUAAUUCUGCCAUUAACAAAAAGAAUUGCAUAUUUUCCCAUGGAAUGAUCAUCUUUUAGCUGUGGCUGGGGUUGAUUUAAAUAAAAUCUUAGUUUUCAGAUUGAAUACGAAAAA